CGGACAGUGAACCGAGUUGCUAAAAUAUUAACAUGAAAUUCGCAGCUUGUUUGGGUUUUGUUACCUUGGCAGCAUUUUUGAUGCAGAGUGACGCGAACCCUCAUGGAGGUCUUCGUACUUUGUCGGACUUAGGAAAUGGUGGAAUAAUUUUGCUACAUACGUCAGGAAUCGAAAAAGGACAUCAACAUACUGCGAAUGGUUUUGGAGGGGGACCGGGAGGGGGACCGGAAGGGGGACAGGGAGGGGGUCAGAGAGGGGGACAGGGAGGGGGACCGCCACCAACAACUGCAGCCACAACUACAACAACAGCGUCAUCAGGAUAG
Molecule: messenger RNA, 323 nt
Organism: Anoplophora glabripennis (Asian longhorned beetle)
Lineage: Eukaryota; Metazoa; Arthropoda; Insecta; Coleoptera; Cerambycidae
Product: holotricin-3-like
Exons: 3
Coding region: 33-323 (96 amino acids)
Source: RefSeq, a predicted model, not a curated record